CGGGAGGCUUGCUGUCUCGCUCGAGCCUUCUGAUUCGUUUGAUGGAAUGGACUGCGCAGUCAGCCACAUCUCGGAUUAUUGAUGGAUGCGUUCUGCAAGCCUCUGCAGGCUGAAGCAGCGUCCAAAUUUAGCUUCAACUUGAGGCGUUGAGUCUGGCAUCUAGCGCAGGCAGCCCAUAUUCAUCCGAUAUCAUGGAAAGCAAGCUGUAAUCCGAAAGCCCAGAAAUUGCUGGUCACGUUGCUGUGGCUCUGAUGGACCGGAAACAUUGCAUGGAAGCAGCAAGAAGACUGAGCUCUCUCUUCCGGACCUCACAGCCCAGACCGCUCACAACGUGCGAGUUCAGGCCGCAGUCGCAAUUCCUGGGCGCAGAUCACUCACUCUCAUAAUUUACCCAUCGGUGACAUCAAAAGACAGUCUCCUUCCCUCUCACACCCCGAUCUUAAGCUUUUUGGAGACGUGCAGGGAUCUACCAGCCCUGGCUAGGGAUCCCAGCACGUCCAACCUCACCUCGGCUCCCUAUCCGUCAUUAGAUUGGCGGGCUGGGAGCCUGAUGGUGAAUGACGGUAACGAUGGGAAGAGGGCCCUACGUCGCUUACACGUUUCCCAUUCCGAUGCUCCGGGUUUCUGUUCGACGUGCCAAAUCGUGGCGUCAGCCCCCCCUUUCCUACACAUUUCACACCAAGAGCUGCUUGCUACCUUACCACACACACACACAUACACUAUCACACCCACCACGUCUUGCCAGCCAUCCUUCCAGCUGUCUGUACCGAUACGCGCCGUCGGAACUGCUAGUCUCCAGCCGUUGACUGCUGACUACCGGUGUCUGCAGCGAGCGCUCUCUCUAUACCGAACUCAUUCAGAAGCUUUGACAUUGUCAAUCAUGGACAAUAGGGGGAUCACGUCUGUCCUCAACUUUCGUGAUGUCGGCUCAACGGUGAACAAAUUUCUUGGAAGAAGACUCGUAAGGGAAGACUUGGUAUUUCGUUCCGCCAGACCAGGUAUGCCACGCGACUCACAAUCCUCGCAAAACACGUUGAUCCUCGGUGCUAAUUUUCUCCAAGACGAUGCCACUUUGGCGGACAGAAAACGCCUCCGCGACGAGCUGGGCAUCAAGGCGGUGAUAGACUUGCGCACAAAAACUGAACACGUCAAGCAGGCCAAGAAGCGCGAGGCCGAUCUCAAAGUGCCCACCCUUCUGGAGUCCAACGCUGCACUAGCCGAGCCAUUCCAGAUCUCGGGUCUGACGUAUCACGAGAUCAGAAUCACUGGCGGCAACUUUGAGUGGUUCUUGAUCAGACAGGUAUCUUGGUGGGGUUUGUGCCGCCUCAUCUGCCUCUUUACUCUCGGCUACCGCAAUGAGGGCAUCUCCAUCUUGUCUCGGGAGGUAAUGCUGCCGCGUGGCCUAGUUGGUCUAGGCCUUGACACCCUCGACCAAUCUGGUGAGGAGAUUGCAAAGGUACGAUUAUACCAUCCAUUGGCAGCUUGGUGCGGGUACAGGCAUCUGACGAGCUUUCAUGCGCAGGCUCUCAGAGUAUUCAUCGACCCGGCAACUUCACCGACUCUGGUCCACUGCACACAGGGCAAGGAUAGAACCGGGCUGAUUGUCAGUCUCGUUCUGUUCAUCCUGGAUGUACCGCUCGAGGCGAUUGAGCAUGACUACAUGCUAACCAGUGGUGCGCUCGAGUCUGAGAGAGAGGAGAGACUGGCCGAGAUGAGAGAGAUCGGUCUCACAGACGACUGGUUCGAGACGGCGCCUGACAUGAUUGCUCGGACGGCUCGUCAUCUCGACGAUGUCCAUGGUGGGCUCAACGAAUAUCUGGACAAGAUCGGCUUUGGCCAAGCCAAUCGCUUGAAGCUUCGGGAGUUGCUGUUGUACUGAUCCAGCCUGGCUGAAGAAGACUUAAUUCGUCACCCAAGCUCCGCACAGCAAUACAAUAGCCCAUAGGCAAACCUCACUCGUCUCGGAGCCUGAGUGAUGUGAACUUUGGCUUUCUCAUUUCUUCGUGAAUCGUCCUUGCAUCCAGCAUCGGUACAUCUUGAGCUUACGAGCCCUGUUGACGAGCAUGCGUCUGUCGACACCAAGGUCAUCGACGUUGAAUUCGACCUUGAUGUCGUUAUCCGACGCUUCUUGUGUCUUGCCAGACCAGAUUCGCUCAAGCUCUUCCUUCUCGAAGAAGUACACUCGAGUGCCGUCGCCGCGCACGUAAAAGUUUUCAUCCAGAUAGCGUCCCUUCUUGAAGCGCACUUGGGCAAGGUCACCUCUUCCAUAGUCGCGGAAGCAGACCUGGCCACCCGGCUUGAGCAGACGGUGGACGUUGGCAACAGCUUGGUUCCAUUGAUUCGGAGCCAAGGCGGAGAAGAUGAAAAUGAGUAUAGCAACGUCCACAGAUCCUUCUUCCAGCCCGGGAGGGAGCUCUUCGCUCGUAACGUCCCAAACGUCGGCUUGCAUAUGGUCUUGAUUGUAGGAUUCAUGGGUCCGCAUGACCUCUACGGCCUGCUUCGAAUAAUCACAGGCAUGGACUCUCAAGUUUGGGUUCUUGUUGGUUGCGAGAAUGGGAAAGGCGGUGUUACCCGCACCGGCGCCUAUUUCAAGAAUCGUUUUCUUGCCAGCGUCCUCCUUGGUCACCUCGGACAAAAUAGGGAACUCUUGCUGCAGCCAUUUUCUGUUUUUGAAGAAGUUGGCUGUGUUGUUCUUGUAGAACAAAUCCCACAUCCUGGCUGGGUUGUUGUUCAAUCUGUCUGAGGAGUCUUGUUAGCAAGCUGUACCAAAGCAAGCGUCUUUCAAAAUAAUGGGUAUUGAUAGUGGUGUAGUCAGAUGGGAGCGAAAGACUAAUUAAGGAAAGUUUCAUCAUAGAAUUCAGAUGAACUAUGCGUAUUGCUGGGGUAUCAUCAUAACACCGGAGGAUUGGAAAAAAUCGAAAUGCAG
Messenger RNA from Colletotrichum scovillei, 2926 nucleotides. Its product is annotated as tyrosine/serine protein phosphatase. The transcript has 4 exons. Gene Ontology annotation, molecular function: phosphoprotein phosphatase activity. The record is from RefSeq and is a predicted model, not a curated record. Gene Ontology annotation, biological process: dephosphorylation. Lineage: Eukaryota; Fungi; Ascomycota; Sordariomycetes; Glomerellales; Glomerellaceae. The coding region runs from base 551 to 1879 and encodes 442 amino acids.